AUGCAGUCCGUCAACAUUAACACUUCACUCGAAAAUCGAAUUUUUCCAAUGACAAAUUCUUCCUCAUUGGAUUCAUUCCUCUCCGACACCGAAGCGUCCAUAUCAUUGCCACAAUGGUUAUUCAUUCCAUUCAUUAUUAUCUCAAUCGUGGAAAGUGUUCUUGGUACCGUUGGUAACAUUCUUGUUAUCAUUGCCAUUUCAUGUCUUGGCAAAUCCAAUCCUCAUCAUCGAUCUUACAACAGUUUCAUUGUUAAUUUAGCACUAAGUGAUUUAGUUUUGUGUUUAUUCACAAUGCCAUUGAAUACCUAUCGAAGUUUAAACACUUAUAUGAAAUUCCCUCCCGCAUUUUGUAAAUUAGCUGAUACAUUUCCUGCUAUAAAUAUUUGUGUUUCAUCGUUAACUAUUGUCGCCAUAUCGAUUCAUCGAUAUUUAGUUGUUUGCUUUCCACACAAACAGCUGAUGGGGACUUUUGUGACAUUCUUAACCAUGAUCGGUAUUUGGUUACUGGCAAUUAUUGCAGCAAGUCCACUUUUUAUCUAUUCAUCGUCGUUGCGAGCUUAUGACGAUGAAUUGAUUGAAAGAACCAUUGAUUUGUUUUGCGCGAACUUGUCCGAUGAUUCGUGUAUGAAUGAAUUCAAUCAAAGAAAUCGACGUUUGCAUGUUGUUUGCUAUGAAUCUUGGCCUCAAUAUGGCAAUUUGCGUCUUGUGUAUACAAUAUUUAUCUUCUUUCUUCAAUUCAUUCUUCCAAUAUUCAUCAUUUCUAUCACAUAUUAUCAAGUUAUGCUGAAAUUAAGAGAACGUUUUCGCUAUCGAUUUUUAAUUAAACGUCAUAAUAUUUCUUCAUUACGGCAAGAAGUUAGCCGUCAACGGCGAAACAACGUUCUCCUCCUUCUAAUCGUUUCCUCAUACGCGAUCAGUUGGUUACCAUUCAACAUUUCCUAUACCAUCUUCACCUACAAGAACCGUUAUCUCUCUAAUUCAGAUAGUAAUCCAACGCAUUCAAAAGUGCAAAUGAAUGGCUCAUUGAAGUAUCUUCCAUUACGUUUUCUAAUUUGUAUGAUCUCCGCAAUAACAAAUCCGUUUGUUUACGGUUAUUUUAACGAAACAUUCCAAGACGGUUUAAAAAGAAUCGUUUCGUUAUUCUGCCCGCGUUUCAAUCGCAACAUCAAUGUAAUUUAUUAUAAACAAACAGACAUUUCCUCAUUUCCAACCAAUGGAUCCAAAUCAGAAAGAAAAACGAAACCUUUACGAUUCUUUUUUUAUCCGUCAUCGAAUAAUAACAUAUUUAUACUAAAAUUAAAGUCCACUGACGAUUUCCGAACGUCAGCUCGAAUGUCACAUUGA
Molecule: messenger RNA, 1344 nt
Organism: Adineta ricciae
Lineage: Eukaryota; Metazoa; Rotifera; Eurotatoria; Adinetida; Adinetidae
Source: the annotation of a GenBank genome assembly